CGUCCUAUUCAGUAGUACCAUAAAGCAUUUAACUGUUGGUCCAUUUCUUUUCACAGAGAAGAAACAAAAGAACAAGUUAUCAAACGAUUGCACCUUCCUGCCUUAUUUCUUAAAAUAUGAACGAAAACCAGAACAUCUACGUCCGAGACGGGCGCUCGACGUCGUGAGUGAAUGAUUGCAUCCCGAAUGCGUUGCAUCGGAGGGAUAGAUGGGAUUCGGUCGCAGCCUCGAAUGGAAUCCUAACACCAACGAUCGAUUCGAUUCGAUCCGCCGCCUCACAUUCUUCUGCCCACGUCUUGUCUUCUCUUGUCUUGUCUUGUCUUGUCUUGUCUUGUCUUGUGCCUACCGCUGCAUUGCUUGUGGUUUGAUUUGCCGAAACCUUUCUCAGCCGGGUCUUGAACCGCCCGGGUGGAACCUGCCAGAUAUCCCUCGGGGGAUACACCGAAGCAGAGCUCGAGCGGAUGAAGAAGCUGCGGGAGGAACGCGAGGCGGCCAAGAAGACCGGCGUCGAGAACGAGAAGAAGGCCGUUACGAACGAGCGACCYUGCUCYKGGCCCGCGGAAACAAACSAUCCCYCGCCCCCUUCUCUGGAGAAGACCGCUUCGGUCSCGGAMRGAGCGACCAAGGAAGGACCCUCCGGUGCMAGCGUYCCCCCUUCGGCACAGAGGACCACUCGGAUUUCCAGCAAUGCCUUUGCGUCUUCCAGCACCACCAAUUCCUUCAACGUUCUCACCGAUCGCCCGACGUCGAAGGUGUCGAAUCCUCCGGGAGGGCGCACCAGUUUUACUCUGGGAUGAACGAAAUCGAAGCCGGGAGAGGACACGGAAGGCAUGUGCGUCGCGCACAGAGUACGUACAGUACUACAAAAGAGRCGACUCGACGAAGGAUGCGCCGUGCGCCAACGAAAAAAGGAUAGGACUACUGUAAGGAUGUUCGAAACAAAUCGUUUUGGAAAGGGGAAAACGACUAUUUGUCACAAUAAAGGAUUCGCAAAUCG
This is a messenger RNA of Pseudo-nitzschia multistriata, 997 nucleotides long. The record is from the annotation of a GenBank genome assembly. NCBI's taxonomy places the organism in Eukaryota, Bacillariophyta, Bacillariophyceae, Bacillariales, Bacillariaceae.